Monosiga brevicollis MX1 is the source of this 2196-nucleotide messenger RNA. RefSeq lists its product as uncharacterized. The transcript has 20 exons. The record is from RefSeq and is a predicted model, not a curated record. Lineage: Eukaryota; Choanoflagellata; Craspedida; Salpingoecidae. Bases 1 to 2196 code for a protein of 731 amino acids. Gene Ontology annotation, cellular component: AP-5 adaptor complex.
AUGGCGACCACAAGCGAGAUUGCACCCAGCAUGGGUGACCCCCAUGCUGCCAUUGCGGUGGCCAGCAUGACUGCUUCCUUAGUUGAUCUUUGCUAUCGGAUCGUCACUGAGGCCGAUCAAGGUCCCUAUCGACUGCGUCUUCUCCUUGUCCUCAGCCUCUGCCAACAAGCUCCUCUAUCAGUUGGGCCCAAGACUUUGGGUCCGCCCGUCGAGCCCUCCAGCCGGCGGUAUCUUAUGCUGCUUCUAGCCCGUCAGGGACUCGCCCACGCCUUUCUUAGCAAGCAUUUUCUGACACUCACGCGCUGGUUGAAGGAGGACACUGCCCUGUCCCUUGCCGCCUUUCCAACCUUGAGCAAUGUGGCCGAUAAUAUCCCCCACAGCAUCGAGCCAAUCCACGUGCAGGAGGCCAUGGGCCACGUCAGCCGAAGCUUUGCGCGUGCUCCACCUCAAGUAUCGGAGAAUGGGCGUACUGUGCCCAUGAAAGAUCUCAACGGCGAUGCUUCCAUGAGCCCUUUCACGCCGCUGUGUCUAGGCAAGACGUAUGAGAAUGAGCAUCUCAACUCCAUUCAAAGUUUUAGUGGCCUACGCAAGUGGCUCAAAUUUUUUGCACGGCCAUCUGAGCUGUCUCACGAUGAAGGCCAGCCUGCCCUCUACCUGAUUGCCACGACCCGGGAUGCCUGCAUUGAAAUUGUGACGCGUAUCAUCGACCAGCUUCUUUCUACCUCAAGCAAUGACUGGGCCAAACUAGGUGCUUUGGAUGCCGAAUUCGCUUUUGCCGCCCUAUCUGAGGCCCUUCUGCUGCUUCAAGAACUCAUGCGUUUGGAUGAGGAAUUUGUUGUGGACGCCGUCCCUACGCUGCAACGUGUCCUUGAUCGCGCUCGCUGCGUAGGUCGUGCGGAAACUGCGCUGGGUUGGGCAAACGCCGAACUGCUCUGUCUUCGCGUCUUGCUAUCUCACGACGAGAAGAGCACCAUGAUUGACUGUUUGAGCGCACUAGAUGACAUCUUUACUCAAAAACACGGACGCCACAUGCGUGACCCAUACUUUGCUGGUGCUCUCAUGGCGCUCGUGACAGACUUUAUCGACCUUCUCAGCGCCAAGGGCAUCGUCGAUAAAUACUGCCCGGCAAUUUUCAAGCUCUUGGCUUGGCAUCCAGUGUUGCUUUUGCGCAAUUUUCAGCUCAUUCUGCCAAUGUUGCUCAAUGACCAGAGCUGUCUGGAGGUGCUGCAUCUCAUUCUCGACCUCCCUUGCGUCACCGGCGCCUUGGUGAUGCUGACGGGCACCAAGCUUGAGGCUCUGGCAGCGAAAUCGGACAAUCCUCACCUGGCUCUGCCCUUGCUGAAUUAUAUUCUGCGCGAUGAGGGGGGCUUGGGCGGCACGAUUGAUCGACUUAAAGAGCUUCAUGCGUUGCUCCUGCCAGCUGCCACCAACGCCCGGGUAGUCAAGACGGCCUCAGUUGUCCACUCGCUGCUGGACAUUUACUUUGAGGCCUUGCUUCGCGAUGCGGGAGACCAGAUUCUCGGCGAGGUGGUGCUGUUGAUGUUGGAGCGGAUUGUGACCAUUUAUCAGGCCUGCAACCUGAGCAUCACUAUUCAGGGCGUGUUCAGCCGGAUGCUGCUCGAGCUGUUCUAUCGUCACCCUUCGCUCCUCUUAGACUUGCGAGAGGACCUGUUGGAGUUUCUCAACAACCGGCAAAACAUGGCCAAUGGACGCGAAGAGUUCUUCUCACACCUUGUUUGGAUUGUGGGCGAGUACGCGUCGCCCCAGCUAGACGAGCGUUGCGACACUAGCAUUUUCUUAAUAUUCCAUGAAGCUCUGGAGACCUUUGCCUACGAGCUCAACAGCACCGUCAAGGACCACCGCAGCACGGGCGCCCAGCAUCCAAUGCAAAUUCUGUGCAUGCUUAUGAUGGCCCUGGCCAAGCUGGCCACCCGUUGUCCAGAGCUGCGGCCUCGUGUUGCUCUCAAUCUGAAAAAGAUACACAGCACGUUUUCUGAGGGGCGCAGUGAGGAUGAACUCCCAUACAUCGAUGUGGUACAUCGAGCCCGCGUCCUCGCCAAUAUUCUCAAGCAGCCUGCCGUUGCCGAAGCCGUGCUCAAUGUGCCGCCCUUACCUCCUCACGAGCAAGAAGAUUUGCAUGGGCGCACCAUGCUCGAUGCAGCCAGCGUCAUUGCUGCUGCCGAGUGCAAGUCGUAG